Molecule: messenger RNA, 1906 nt
Organism: Cuscuta campestris
Lineage: Eukaryota; Viridiplantae; Streptophyta; Magnoliopsida; Solanales; Convolvulaceae
Source: the annotation of a GenBank genome assembly
CAUUGAAAAAAACACAUAUAAUAAUAUUUAAAAAAAAUCAUAUGUUUUAGUAUUAUUUAAAAAAAUUCCUCUAUGUAAAAUUAUGACAUUGGAGUUUCCAAAUCAGUAAUCCUCCCUUCACUGGAAAUCUUAAAAGCUUAACCCAACUCCGGCGACCUCAAAACUCCCCCCUCCACCGUCCCGUCGAGAUGCGAGCUGCGGUGUGCCGUCAGAUUAUCUCCAGAUUUCGAUCGUCCACACUCUCAUCUCUCCAUUGUAGGACCAUUUCCGCCGCUCCAACUUCUCACCCCGGCGCUCUGUCGCCGCCCCUCUCACAACCCUCCAAAGCCUUGCCCAACCCUAACCCCCGGACUAUAACCCCAUCGGAAAGGCAAUUCGAUUCGUGGAUUAACAAACUCCGUCCAGGGUUCACUCCGUCGGACGUCGAUGAAGCCUUGCAGGCCCAAUCCGACCCGGAUUUGGCACUCGACAUUUUCCGGUGGACGGGCCAGCAGCGAGGCUACAAGCAUGAUCACGUCACUUACCACCGCAUUAUCCGCAUCUCCGUUUCCGGUAAGCGUUACCGGGCUGCUGAAACCCUAGUUGAGGAGGUCUUUGCCGGGGCUUGCGUGCCCAGUCUCCCCUUGUACAAUUACAUGAUUAGGUUCUGUUGCAGCCGGAAAUCGCUGUUCAACCGAGCAUUUGACAUUUACAAGAAAAUGCUGAAAUGUGAGGAUGCUAAGCCAAAUCUGGAAACCUAUACGCUAUUACUGAAUGCCCUGCUCCCUAAGUUUAACAAGCUGGCUGUUUCUUAUGUGUACAUGCAUUCCGUGAGAUCGUUAGCUGUGCAAAUGAAGGCAUCUGGUGUGAUUCCGGAUACUUAUGUUUUGAAUAUGAUUAUAAAGGCUUAUUCAAAGUGUCUUGAGGUUGAUGAAGCAAUCCGGGUGUUUCGUGAAAUGGGAUUAUACGGCUGUGAACCAAAUUCAUACACAUAUAGUUAUUUAGCCAAGGGGUUGUGUGAGAAGGGGAGAGUGGAUCAGGGAAUGGGGUUCUAUAAGGACAUGAGGGACAAGGGCUUUAUCCCCAAGGGAAGUACUUACAUGAUUUUGAUAUGUAGUCUAGCAAUGGAGCGGAGAUUCGAGGAAGCUAUUGAUGUGGCCUUUGAUAUGCUGAGCAAUUCGUUGUCUCCUGAUUUGCUGACUUAUAAAACUGUGUUGGAAGAGAUGUGUAGGGAUGGGAAAGGGCAAGAUGCAUUUGACCUUCUUGAAGAAUUUAGAAAGAGGGAUAGUUUCAUGAACGAGAAGACCCACAAGUCUUUGUUGAGCGUGUUGCAUUAUUUAAAUGAGAAGUAGAGGGCUGCUGUCUUCUUGAAGUCAUUUGAAACAUCAAAACCACACCUGUUUUUUGGAUUGGCCUAUAUUUUCAUUGGGAAGAGUAUGGGAGAAAAGACAUAGCUGAGUAUAGCUUCUAAACUAUGCCAUGGAGGGGUCCGAUCCCCUUGCACACUUGAAUGGGAUAAUCAAUGGGUAUUGGAGGUAUUUGCAGGCCGGCCUCGAUUGGCUGCAUUUUCAGCUGAAAUGGGGGAGUUAUAUGCUUUUUUUUCAAGAAAAGGCGAAUAUUCUUCAUUGAAACAAUAGGACGCAGAACAAAAGCAACGACAUGAAAAGAUCACUGGCCAUCAGAAGAAUGAAGGAGUAAUAGUUUGGAUCUGAUUUAGCGAUACAUGGCAGUGUUGUGUGCCGAUUACUUAGUUCCAUUGAGCGAAAGUUAUGUGCAAGGCUUCAUUGAUUUGAGUAAGCUUAGAUUUCUUUUCUCAAGUCAUGUAAAUGUGUAACCUUCAUCUUCUUCGCACUUGUUUUUCCGGUGUCUCUGCUCUCCUUAAAGCCCCUUUUACAUAUUCUCUUCCCCAUAAAUAACUCAUAAUUUU